CGUUUCCAGAUCUUGGAGUGAGAGGUCAUAUAGAAGGAUUAUACUGGCAAUGAUGCAGUCUAUUGCCAAGUGUCAUCACGGCCUCAUGCGGAGCAGUACAAGGCGAUCGUCUACUCAGUGUAGACUCUUGUCCUCGUCCAUGCAAGUACUGGAAAACACCGAAGCGGUGGCUCAGAAAGUCUUGGCAUCUCUUUCAUCCAUCCCUUGUCCCAGUGACGACGCCACCAAACCAGCUUUCUUGUUACGCCAAUGCCCGGUUGCCAACCAGCAUGGUCCAACUCCUCUGGCAUGUGCCCCAGACUUGGCCCGACAGUUUCAAGUGGCACAACUGUACAUCAAAGAUGAGCGAAAUCGACUUGGAAUGGGCAGUUUCAAAGCACUGGGUGCAGCCUAUGCCAUUGCCUCGGAUGCCUCAAAAGCUCCUGGACGAACUUACGUCACGGCCAGUGCUGGAAAUCAUGGGCUGUCGGUCGCAGCAGGGGCCAAAGCUUUUGGCGCCAAGGCCAUUAUAUACUUGGCCGAAUCUGUCGCUCCGUCCUUUGCCACUCGUCUCGAGCAGCAAUUUGGAGCAACAGUGAUACGAGAGGGAACCACCUACGAAGAGAGUAUGCAAGCCGCUGAGCACGCAGUGUCCCAAAACAUGAAUCAUGACCAAAGUAUGGUUCUACUUUCCGAUAGCUCCUGGUUGGGCUACAGCUUUCACUAUCCUCUCCGAGUCAUGGAGGGCUAUUUGGUUUUGAUGCACGAAGCCGUCCAGCAAAUCCCACAACCACCCACGCAUUUGUUUCUUCAAGCAGGAGUAGGAGGCAUGGCUGCGGCCUGUGCUGCCUAUGCACGUAAAGUUUGGGGGGAUAAGACUAGGAUUAUAGUGGUGGAGCCGCAAGAAGCACCGGCAUUGUUGGAGUCUAUGGUAGCCGGAAAGCCAGUCAUUGCUAAGGGAGAUUUAUCCUGCAUGGGACGCCUCGAUUGCAAAGAGCCUUCUCUCAUUGCCCUCAAGGGGCUGGCCCGAGAUGCGGAUUAUUUCAUAACCAUUUCAGAACAAUCCGGGCAAGAUGGAGUGGAGUGCGCAGAAACUGCAGGGUACAAGACCACUCCGUCAGGGGCUGCCGGUCUCGCGGGUGUCAUGGAGGUGACAACAGCCCAACAAAACCAACGCAAUACUCUGGGAUUGACGGCGGAAUCGCGUGUCAUGAUAGUCCUCACGGAAGCGCCAGUUUCAUGAGAGGCAAAAGCAGUAGCAACAACUUUGUUCAAAGUCGACCGUCUAGCUAGCUUGUUACCGCCGGGGGCCACAAAAAGGCGAUUUGACUCCCGGACCUAGAUAUUAUGGUACCACUGCACCCACCACCGAUCAUCAGAUUACUGUCGAGCUCCCCAUCGAGCUCUAUCUAGUUUUGAACUUGUGUCUUCCCCAUGAGGCUCUGUGCCACCAACAGACACUCCCGUAUCCACGUCCUCUUGGUGCACGCUGUUGCCCGGAGACUUUGCACCAAUCCCUCGAGGAUGCGUAAUCCCUGUAACAAAACUUCUCGGUCGAUCAGCCGUUGAGCCUCUACUAGGCACAAAACUGGCUUUGGGACCUUUGUAGUAAGCGUGGGGGGCAUCCAACUUUGUGCCCCUCUGAUGAGCGUCUGGUGCGG
Messenger RNA from Seminavis robusta, 1640 nucleotides. The record is from the annotation of a GenBank genome assembly. Lineage: Eukaryota; Bacillariophyta; Bacillariophyceae; Naviculales; Naviculaceae.